CUCAUUCCCAAUCCCUUCUUCAAACCAACAACACCUUCUCUAUAAUACCCCGCCAUACAACCCCACCUCAUCGCUCCGAAGAAGAAGAAAAAUCGAUUUCAUCCCACUUCUGCUAUCACAACCAGCGACUUCUAGAGUCGAGAUGGUCAAGGCUAGGAAGAGUAAGGUCGUCUCCGACUCCGAGAUGGUGGACGGGGUGGCGGCGAAAAAUAUAAAGCAUACCGAAUAUGAGACGGAUGACAACGCUGAUAUUUCUAUGAACGUAUGUUGGGAACGAUGGCGGCGACGAAGACGAUGAGGACCAGCCGGACAGAGGCGGCGAUGAUGACGAUGACACCUCAGUUGAAGACCCGGCUGAUGGACAAGAAGGCGUUUGGAAAGAAGAACGAUACCCUCAAUAAAACAAAGGAAAACGACUCUAUGAAGAGAAUCAGAUAUUUGCUUGGACUCACAGAUCUGUUUCGUCAUUUCAUGAGUAACAACCCAGACUACCAGAGGGUGAAGGCAGAAGAGGAGGAGAAAUCAAGGCAACAGGCAAAGAAUAGGAAAGGUUCCACCGAUAAUAGGCGCCGCCGAACCGAGAAGGAGGAAGAUGAAGAGCUUCUUCAAGAUGAGAUCGUAGAUGGUGGCACGGCGGCAAUCUUUACGGAAUCACCCAAGUUCAUUAAGGGAGGACAGAUGAGAGAUUACCAGAUUGCAGGUUUAAACUGGCUGAUUUCUCUGCACGAGAACGGUAUAUCUGGUAUCUUGGCUGAUGAAAUGGGUCUUGGGAAAACGUUGCAGACAAUUUCUUUCCUGGGUUACCUUCGAUAUGUCGCUGGAAUAAAGGGGCCUCAUUUGAUUACGGUUCCGAAAUCUACCUUGGAUAAUUGGAAACGGGAAUUUGAGAAAUGGACACCAGAUGUCAAGGUUCUCGUCCUGCAAGGAACAAAGGAGGAGCGGCAGAAGCUUAUCCAGGAACUCGUCUUAACGGACGGCUUUGAUUGUUUGGUCACAAGUUACGAGAUGAUUCUUCGGGAAAAAACACACCUGAAGAAGUUUGCCUGGGAGUAUAUCAUCGUCGACGAGGCACACCGUAUUAAGAACGAAGAAUCUGCGCUUGCGCAAAUUAUCCGUCUGUUCAAUUCUCGUAAUAGACUCCUUAUCACUGGUACUCCCCUCCAGAACAAUCUCCACGAGCUCUGGGCACUGCUCAAUUUUCUUCUGCCCGAUGUGUUCGGCGACUCCGCUGCUUUUGACGAGUGGUUUGAAAAUCAGGGUGGCGAUCAGGAUGUCGUCGUUCAGCAGCUGCACAAAGUUUUGCGACCUUUCCUGCUUCGCAGAGUCAAGAGUGACGUGGAAAAGAGUUUAUUGCCCAAGAAGGAGGUCAACAUCCUCGAGAAAGAUAUCGAUGCCGUGAAUGGUGCUGGAGGCAAGCGCGAAUCCAAGACUCGUCUCUUGAAUAUCGUGAUGCAGCUGCGUAAAUGCUGCAACCACCCUUAUCUUUUCGAAGGCGCCGAGCCUGGUCCUCCAUACACCACUGAUGAGCACAUUAUCGAUAAUUCUGGUAAAAUGGUUAUGCUCGACAAGCUCCUAAAACGUAUGAAAGCUCAAAAGUCAAGAGUUCUAAUUUUUUCCCAAAUGUCACGUCAGCUGGACAUAUUGGAGGAUUACUGUGUUUUCAGAGAGUACCCAUACUGCCGCAUCGAUGGAUCCACUGCCCAUGAGGAUCGCAUCACAGCAAUCGAUGAGUAUAACAAACCCGGCAGCGAGAAGUUUAUCUUCUUGCUUACUACAAGAGCAGGUGGUUUAGGUAUCAACUUGACCACCGCGGACAUUGUCGUUCUUUACGACUCCGACUGGAACCCCCAGGCAGAUCUUCAGGCCAUGGAUCGUGCCCACCGUAUUGGCCAAACUAAACAGGUGAUGGUUUUCAGAUUUGUGACUGAAAAUGCCAUCGAAGAGAAGGUGCUCGAACGCGCAGCCCAAAAGUUGAGACUUGAUCAAUUGGUUAUCCAACAAGGCCGUUCUCAACAGCAGGCAAAGGCUGCGGCCAAUAAGGAUGAGCUCCUGUCAAUGAUUCAACACGGAGCAGACCUUGUCUUCAAAGGUGGCAAAGAGAAGGAGGCCGGUAUCUCGCAAAACAUGACUGAGGAUGAUAUUGACGCCAUCUUGAAGCGUGGCGAGGAGAGGACGGCCGAGCUUAACGCUCGAUACGCUAAGCUUGGUUUGGAUGACUUGCAAAAGUUUACUUCCGAUUCCGCGUAUGAAUGGAACGGGGAGAACUUUGCAGCCAUCAAGAAACCCAGUAUCGGUGCCAAUUGGAUUAACCCGGCGAAACGCGAACGUAAGGAGCAAAGUUAUGGUAUUGACAAUUACUACCGCACUGUUUUAACCUCUGGGAACAAGGCGGCCGAUACAAAGCCGAAAGCGCCUCGUGCACCCAAGCAGGUCAAUGUUCUCGAGCAUCAGUUUUAUCCGCCCAGGUUGGUUGAGCUUCAGGACCGUGAAACGGCGUAUUUCAGGAAACAACAAGGUUACAAGGUACCUCUACCUGAUGGCGAAGCCGACGACCUUGAAGAACGCCAGGCGGCCCGGGAUCAAGAGCAAGAGGCAAUAGACAAUGCAACACCUCUUACAGAGGAGGAGCAAGCAGAGAAAGCUCAUCUUGCGGAACAAGGGUUCAGCAGCUGGUCACGCAAGGACUUUGGCACCUUUGUCACGCUUUCGGCCAAAUAUGGUCGCAAGAAUUUUGCAAUGAUUGCGCAGGAAAUGGAGAGUAAAGAAGAGAAGGAGGUUCGCAAAUAUGCUAAGGUUUUCUGGGAGCGGUACAAGGAAAUGCCAAACUGGGAAAAAUGCAUCAACACUAUCGAGACUGGCGAGGAGAAGUCUGCGAAAAUAUCUCAACAAAAGAAGAUGCUUCGUAAGAAGAUUGAGAUGUACCGCGUUCCCCUCCAACAGCUAAAACUGAGCUAUUCUGUCUCUACCACCAACAAAAAGGUGUACACUGAGGAGGAGGAUCGCUUCUUGCUCGUCCAGUUGGAUAAGUUUGGGCUGGACGCGGAAAAUCUCCACGAAAAGAUCCGUGACGAGAUCCGCGAGAGCCCAACAUUUAGAUUUGACUGGUUCCUUCUGUCCCGCACUAGUUUGGAGAUUUCCAGAAGGUGCACCACUCUAAUCUCCACUGUAGCUAGGGAAUUCGAGGAGAAUGGAAACGGCGUAGCUGCCGCCAAGGCUACAGCAGCCAAGAAGGGCAGGGACAGAGAAGAGGAGGAGGAAGAAGAGGGUCCUCCUGCCAAAAAGGGCAAAGCAAACUCUGGCACUGCCAAGGAGACCAACGGGAAGACUGCCAAACAACCUCCAAAGAAUAAGCAAGUAGAACAAACCAAGAAAGGUGGUGACAGCAAAGCCACCUCAAACGCGACUUCGAGAGCCUCCAGCGUCGACUCUAAAGCGUCCGCAGCGACAAGUGUUUCCAAAAGCAAGUCACGUUCGAAGAAGAGGUAAUAAAUCCUCCCUCGGUCAUACUAGUAGCAUCAAAGCACCUUCUUUCUAUCACGCCCCUUUUAUAGAUUUCCAAAAAAAAAAAAAGCAAGGUUGCGUUAUCAUUCUGCUCCGUCAAUCCAUCUAUCCGCCUGCCCAUCGUCCAUAUUAGACUUUUACUUCCUUCUUUUUUCUUCCUUGGGGCAUUUGGCGGUUGGUGCGAUAGUGGUGGGGGGCGGGGCAGGCCCCAGUGUGGAGAAGAUUCACUGAGAGGCAGGAAGGAAAGAGAGGGUGCGGCGGGCAUUUUCAUUUAUUUCUUAUUUCCCAUCCAUGAUACUCGUUCUAUUCUCCGCAGCUUGGUUGAUAGUUAUUUAUUACCCUUACUCUUAGUCUCGGUCUUGCUCUCACUGUUAUUACCAUAAAUUACUUGUUUGCCCGCUUUCUUGUUUACUUGCUUACUUUCGCAAACUCAUCCAUUUUUGUUUUUUGGGGAUGGGAUAUCAUACAUAUAUAUACAUACAUGCGUUAAGUGGGUUUGUUAGCUGGUCGGGUAAUGAGGUGUGGGGAUACCAUAGUAUCAUGUAGUAUACCGUACGGUGCUGGUCGUUGUUGGCUGGCCCGCCGGCUGGCUUGCUGGUUGGUGAGUUGGUUGAUCGAAUGCAGAGAUUCGGGAAACUUCAUAACGGUAGGGGAGUGUUUCUGACAUCACAAUACCAUAAAGCA
Messenger RNA from Tuber melanosporum (Perigord truffle), 4185 nucleotides. RefSeq lists its product as uncharacterized. Gene Ontology annotation, biological process: regulation of transcription by RNA polymerase II; nucleosome organization. The coding region runs from base 277 to 3486 and encodes 1069 amino acids. The record is from RefSeq and is a predicted model, not a curated record. Gene Ontology annotation, cellular component: chromatin; nucleus. Gene Ontology annotation, molecular function: nucleosome binding; ATP-dependent chromatin remodeler activity; histone binding. The transcript is spliced from 11 exons. Lineage: Eukaryota; Fungi; Ascomycota; Pezizomycetes; Pezizales; Tuberaceae.